Molecule: messenger RNA, 5741 nt
Organism: Sturnus vulgaris (Common starling)
Lineage: Eukaryota; Metazoa; Chordata; Aves; Passeriformes; Sturnidae
Source: RefSeq, a predicted model, not a curated record
UGCUGAGGCAAUUUAGUUGAUUUUUAUUUCCAGAUCCUGCAUUCAGAUCUAUUUGCAUUAGCCCUGUUUCAAAGACAAGCUAGCUUGUUACCUUUCAGAACUUGUAGAUCAUACAGUUCUGAGGCAGGAAAGCAGUUAAUCACAGAUGAUCCUGAAGAUUUAUGAUGACAGUGAGGGCAUUACAGGCAUCCCUUAAUAACUUGGUUACAGAAUCAGAUCCAGAUGCAGUUGAUUAAGGCAGUACGUUCUUCUAAGACUAUGGAGGCACUUGUGUAAGUGCUGUGACUUGUCACUUGUGUCAGCACUAAAUAAAUGAAUAGAAUGGUCUGGAGGCCAGAAACAGAGUGAGCCUCAAGAUGAGUUUGCUGACUGAACUUGUCUAUGCUGUAGGCAGCUAUUCCAGGUUAGGACUGAGAAGUCCAGGGUCUGUGCUGUUUUAAAGUAGUGUAACCCUGGCACAUCUCAGCUGUGCUGUUUCUACCCGAUGCCUGAGUCAAAUCCUAGUUAAUCUUUACCUGUCAGAAACAGAGAGGUUUAUUUUCGUGUGCUUGUGUUAGUGUUUAAUCGGCACAGUAAUGUAGGUUUCCAAUACAGAUCUGUGAGUCUUCUCAGAUCUUUUUGUUUCCAGUUCUUUGUGCUGCAUUUACUAACUUUGCCAACGUUAAAAAUGACACAAAAGUAAAUGUACUCUGGGAAAUUAAAUUUGCCAUUUUAAAGCCAUUUUUAAUAUGCUGAGUCUCAGCUUUUCCGAUUAAGCAAAAUGCUUGUAUUGGUAUAAGAAAGACCAGGGUUUUUUUUUUAACGCUUUGUAAUUUUCCACUGUGUUCUCCAGCAGCCGUGAAGUCCCCCCUAGCGUGCCACUCCAGGAAGUGCAUUUGUUGUGGGAGAGAUUUGUUGUUGAGAGAUCCGAAUUUUAGGUGAUGCAAAUGUGCUUCUGGAAAUAAUAUGCAUUGCCUGUAAAAGCUGUGGGGAAGAUAAACAAGCCACUAGCGAUUCCCAUGAUACUCCUGCUUUUUGUCUCAAUAUUUUCCUUGUAUUCAGUGCAUCUUCUUUUGAAGACUGCAAAUGAAGGAGGAUCCUUAUUGUAUGAACAGCUGGGAAUGAAGGCUUUUGGUAUGGCUGGAAAACUUGCUGCUUCUGGAUCAAUUACAAUGCAGAACAUUGGAGCUAUGUCAAGCUACCUCUUCAUAGUGAAAUAUGAGUUACCAUUGGUCAUCAAGACAUUUAUGAACAUCGAAGAGACCACAGGAGAAUGGUAUCUCAAUGGUGACUAUUUAGUGCUGCUGGUGUCUGUCAUCCUCAUUCUUCCCCUGUCCCUACUGAAAAAUCUAGGGUAUUUGGGCUACACCAGUGGCUUUUCCUUACUUUGCAUGGUCUUCUUCCUGAUUGUUGUAAUUUGGAAGAUGUUUCAGAUUCCUUGUCCUAUGGACAGUAUCAUCAUGAACGUGACAUUAUUAAAUACAACAGUGGCACCUUUGGUAGAUGAAAAUAUAACAAGUGAUGAUAUGUGCAAGCCAAAAUAUUUCAUCUUCAAUUCACAGACUGUUUAUGCUGUCCCAAUCCUAACAUUUUCUUUUGUCUGCCAUCCUGCAAUUCUUCCUAUUUAUGAAGAACUGAAAGGCCGAAGCCGUAAAAGAAUGAUGAAUGUGUCCUAUGUAUCUUUUUUUGCCAUGUUCCUCAUGUAUUUAUUGGCUGCUCUCUUUGGAUAUUUGACAUUUUAUGGGAAAGUCGAACCAGAGCUGCUUCACACCUACUCUGCUUAUCUAGGUGCUGAUGUUCUCCUUCUUAUUGUGCGUCUUGCUGUACUUAUGGCUGUAACCCUUACUGUACCUGUAGUUAUUUUCCCAAUCCGCAGUUCCAUUACCCAGCUGCUGUGGGCAGGGAAGGAGUUCAGUUGGUGGCGUCACUGUUCCAUUACCGUUGCUCUUCUGGCAUUUACCAACGUGCUUGUUAUCUUUGUUCCUACUAUUCGAGACAUCUUUGGAUUCAUUGGUGCUUCUGCGGCUGCCAUGCUGAUCUUUAUACUUCCUUCUGCCUUCUAUAUCAAAUUAGUGAAGAAGGAACCAAUGAAGUCCGUGCAAAAGAUUGGGGCUUCAUUCUUCUUUCUGAGUGGUAUACUUGUGAUGACUGGGUGUAUGACACUGAUUAUUCUAGACUGGACCCAGAAUGUUACAUCUGAUGGCCAUUAACUGCCCUGGUUUAAUCUCUAUAAUACUCCACUUCAAAUGCCAGUGUUCACUCAGAUACCUACUGAGAAUGAAAAUGAGCUAUUCAGCUUCCUUUAAAAGGCAGAUUCUUUGCUGAUGGUUCUUCUGAUUGUAGAAUAUUGAACUCUGUCUUUAAGAAACUAUUCUACAUGAUGGGAAGUGGAUAUUAACAUCAAACCACGUGAGUGUCUGGCUGAAGGAAGUGACAACUUUAUUCCAUUCCAGAGAAUGGACAGAACUCUCUGUAGACUUUUAUCAAGCCAUGUUUGGCUUUCGUCAUUGUUACUUGGAUAUUUUGUUAUUUUACUUGAAUGUGCCUAAUGGAACCAUUUGAUGUGAGAAAGAACUCUUUAAUUUACAUCAAAGUGUUUAAAUAACCAAUGAGAGAGCGAGAGAAAGAGAGAAACGCUAUUAUUUUUUGUACCAAAAAUUCUUAUGGACCUCAAAAGCACUAUUUUGACUUUGAGAAACAUUUUUCUAAAAAGAAUGAAAAAAUAACAUAGAAGAGCUCAGAAGAAUAUUUAAUUAGUGUCCUAAAUUAAACUUAGUUUGACUUUCUUGAUCUCUUCACUCAUGUCACCAGUGACAAGACCCAAGGAAAGGGCAUGAAGAUGAGUCAGGGUAGGUUUAGGUUGGGUAUUGGGAGAAGUGUUUAUUUUACCCAGAGGGUGGUUGGAACAGGCUACCCGGGAAAGUGAUUACAGCACCAGCCUGAGAGAGUUAAAGAAGCGUUUGGACAGCACUCUCAGGCACUCUCAGAUUCUUGGGGUGCCCUGUGCAUAGCCGGGAGUUGGACAUGGUGAUUCUGAUGGGUCCUUUCCCACUCAACAUACUUUAUGAUUCUGUAAAGACAUAAUUAGAAGAAAUUUUAUUUUUAAAAUGCUUCUAAUGACCAAAACAGAAAAUAAGCCAAUUCAGGUAAAAAUUCUCAGACACUAAAUUCUUCCCAUGAAGUUCCCAUAGAGAAAAUAAUCCUGAAAAUCAUUUCAGGCUUACAUAAGUAGCUACUCAAAAAUGGUGUGGAAAUGCAAAAUUUCAAACUUUAAAAGAACCCACUCUUUAGAAAAGGGUACAUUUGAGAAAAGCAUAGGUAAUCUACAAGAAGGCAUUGACAAUUGUAAAAUUGUAAAGAAGGCAUUGACAUUUCCCUUCUUGAGGUACUCAGUAGUGCAAUUGAGUAAAACAGGGUUUGGGGUUUUUGCUUUAUGGGUUGUUUUUUUUUUCCUGUUGUAGAUAGAAACUGAAUGGCACUGGAGCAUAUGAUGCCAUUAAUACAAAACUCCCUCCUCAAAUUCCCUUUAUUAAUAAGGUCCACUGUUAGUUGUAACAACAUUUUUUGGGAUUUUUUCUAUCCAAUCUGUCUUGAAACACUAGGAAAACAAAAAAGUCCUUAUGUAGUCUUCUAGUUGUAUAAUAUUCAAAAACUGUACAGUAUUUCUCAAAUUCCUCAUCUGUUAUUGGAUUUUGAAUUACUUGACUAUUCUGUUUCUGAAUCAAAUCCACAAAAUAACUGCACCAAUAUUUCAUGCUUGGUACAAACUCUCUUUGCAUAUGCAACUGGGAUUCCUCUUCAGAUUUAUACUGUAUAGUAGUAUUGAAGAUAACCUCAUAGGCUGGAUAGUCAUCUCAUACUUGUUUGCUUCAGUAAUAGAUAAGAUUCUAACGAGCCCUAGCUGAUGAAACAGGUGCUGUAUGGUUGUCAUGAGCUAUUUUGUUUCUAGUGCAUGUUUGCUCUUUCAUUCUUGUCCCAGAUUGAAGAGAGGUAACAUUUGUAUAACAGUGUACUUGGCUUAUAAGAGGUUCUCAAACACAGCAAUAUGGGGUACAAAAGCCUAGAUAGAGAUUAUUAAUGAAAUAGUCAUGGCAAUGUGGUCAACUGUCUUCAUCUGACACGAUGUUUUAAAAAUCUAUUUAUGAAGUCCCACUCAGUCAUCAUGUCAGAGAGACCAAGUAAAGGCCUGUAAUCCAUUGAUUAAACAGUGCUUGAGACUUUUUUGCUCUUGUAGAAUUAAUCAGAAAGAAAUCUAAACAAUAGUCACCAUUUGGCAGAUAAUGUCAAGCUCUGCCCAGCCAUUUAAAAUCUAUGGAAAAACAACUGCAGGUAUUUUGUAUUGAUACUUCUGCAUGACUGUAAGUACUGGUCACUAAGACUAUAGUGUAAAACUGUAAUGACAAGUUAGAUUCCUCGUGUGUUCUUUGUAUUAUUAAUUCGGUGGUACUCAACUGGCAAUUAAUGAUCCUGGAGUCAGCACUGACUAAUGCUCCGUAGGUACUUCUCUGCCUCAGGUACUGUACAUCCAUGGCUAACUAUCCCAUGUUACCUGAUCUCCACAGAAGUGCUGAGCACAUGCCUCAGUACUUUGGCAGCUUUUCUUCUUCCUCCACAAAUGUGCAAAGGUGGAAGAGAAUUAAAAUGUUGUCUACUUUUGAGCAAUUUGUAGCACAUAAGGGAUGAAGUGCUUCCCUUUUAAAAGAGGUAAGGAAGAAAAAUAUCCUCCUUUCUCACAGCAACCAUAGAAGAGGAAGGAGUUGUGAGAAGUUACUACAAAGUCCUUCUUGGCAACCAGAAGGGAACAUUUUUGUGAUGACACCUCAUAGUGUAUUGUACAUGUCACUAAUUCUCUGAAUGUAGCAAUUUCCAGAUUAUACAUUAUGUGUUAUAUAAUUUGAUGACUGACUCUCCACCUGCAACAGUUGAGUUCCACUUGGCUGGGUCGAUUUCCAACGUGUGAUUUUUUUUUUUUUUUUUUUAAUUAAUAUUUUUUUCCAAACCUGUCUGUUUAAAGUUACCUGCAUUGCAAACCAUCUAGAAGAGCAGCUUCAGUAUUAAACCACUGUUAUGUCACCUCAGUUAGACAUUACUGUCUUCCAUGAUAUUUCAGUCAUAAAUGUAACAUGUUAUUUAUAAACCAUUAAUCCAUUAAAACUAAAACUAUUUUUCAAUAUUUAUGAUAGUCUGUGUACAUAAAUUGUAUGUGUGUAUAUACUGUAAGUAUAAUGUAUAUAAUGUAGGUUUGAAGUCCAGGAUUUAUGUAUAUAUUCCUCUCUCAUUAUUGAUUGUUACAUCAUUUCAAGGAGUUGUCUGUGUUGUGCAUCUGUGUAACAGCUGUCAAAGGAAAGAGCCUUUUUCAACAAAGUAUAAUGCUUACGGAGAUCAAAGUGUAUUACACCGAAGGUGUGUAAGAAAACACUAGGAUUGUAUUUAUUACAAAUGUAUAUGUUGCAAUAAACACAGGAAUCACUUGGGUCCAUAGAAAGCAUUGUUCAGUUUCAUGUGUACUUUCUGUCCAAAAUUUCCCAUGGUUGUUAGGAUUUCCUGAAUGCAGCAAGCUAACCACCUCUGCGCUCUAACGCUCCUUAGGCCGCCAGCUCCGGGCGUCCCGCGGUACAGCCGUGUACAUAUGUAAAUACCCGCCCUAUUGGCAGAGGCCACAGCCUAGCUAGGGUUGCUGGCUAGACUGGUGGCCAGCAACACAGUUUCAAUGAAACAUUGUAUGUUUGUUUUAACUGAAAUAAAUAAAUGGAUAAUCCUAA